Messenger RNA from Colletotrichum phormii, 1110 nucleotides. RefSeq lists its product as uncharacterized. The record is from RefSeq and is a predicted model, not a curated record. The transcript has a single exon. The coding region runs from base 341 to 796 and encodes 151 amino acids. NCBI's taxonomy places the organism in Eukaryota, Fungi, Ascomycota, Sordariomycetes, Glomerellales, Glomerellaceae.
CUUAGAAACAUGACAGACCUACACACCCGCCAGUUCUCCCACGUCGGAGGCACCUCCUCCCAGCUCCUCGACCGUCUCGCUGUCUCUGAGCUCUGCAAAGGCUGGCCGGUCUACCGCGACGCAAGCGAAUGGCUAAACUAUCGCUCCCUCUUCACCAAGGAUGCCUACGUCUGGACCAGUGCGUUGAGCCAUAAACCCCCUUUUAUGAUGCCACCACUCUCACAAAUAUCUUGUCUUCUAAGCUGACAACACAUCGCAUGUCACAGCUUGGAGCGGCGCACAGCCUAUCGACGACUUCAUCCGCAUAUCAAUCGCCGGAAAGUCAUCGGGAGCCUUCAUCAUGCAUCGCGAAUGCGGCACUCUCGUCGAGCUGAACCAGGAGACGAACCGCGCCGUGGGCAAGAUGAAGGCCACCAUCACCCAGCGCUUCAAGCACCCUGAAUGCUACGAGUACGACGUCGACUGCGACUGUCGGUUCCUCUUCUUCUACGAGAAGGCGAAGGAAGAAAGUGGUGAUGAACAGAGAAAUUGGAAAGUUGCGUACGUCAAGCUUGUCUACGAAAAGGACAAGAUUGUUGCCGUGGACGGUACCAGGGCACCUAUCUUUGCGGACGAAGUGUUGGCUAGGUAUCCUGAGGGAUACAAGUACCUCGGAGCUGCGCAGAGUACUUUGGGAUACGAGAUUGAUGCCAAGCUUGUCACAGGAGGGGAUGUGAGGGUCUGCCGCAAGAUGUAUCAGAGUAUAGAGAGGUGGUUGGAGGGGGAAGAUGGUCCUGUUGGUCUUUUCGAGACUUGAGGAAUUUCUGGCCACAAGAAGCAAGUAUUAUACUAGCAUCACUCAAACUCGGGUUGAGGCCUGGGGCCAUGUCUUUCUCGCCAGCAGGUUGGCCUCUGGAUUUCAGCCUGAAAGAAACCACCAUUGAUAGAACCUACUAGGUAUGAACAAAAUAGCGAAUAUGGAAUAGCCGUCAGAGGAACCAGGUUCCGAUAGAGAACAUUCACAUGCCAUGAGAUAACACAUCAUCCUACAUGAUGAGAUGGAGUGAGGUCGUUGAAAUAGUGCAAGAUGUCUGCACAUCUCUCCACAAGGCGUGCAUAAUAUUUCAUAGC